UCUCGCCGCUCACUCGUCAGUCAGUCGCGCGUCGGAUUCAGAGAAUCAAACAACUGUCUAUUUCUAGUAAUUAACGCCAAAAAAUCAGAACAAUCAUGAGCACCAAUGAAAAUAACAGUGAAGUGGCCGUUGACAAGGUCGGAGACGAGAAGGUGGACGCGAAAAGUGAUCUAAAAGGAGCGAAAAGGGCAGCAGAGGAAAAAACGACAGAAGCAAAAAAGGCGCGAAAGGAAGAAAAUGGUGGGGGCGGCGAGGAUGAGCCACACAGUGACGAGGAAGAUUUAGAAGGAGAGGGUGAAGGCGAAGAGGAUGACGACGAAGACGUAGAGGGUGAAGAAGGCGAUGAGGAUGAUGAGGAAAUUGAAGGAGAAGACGAUCUCGAAGGCGAUGAUGAGGAGGUAGAAGAAGAAAUGUUAGGUGAAGAAGAUGAGGAUGAUGCGUAAUACGGCUCGUGCCUCGAUAAGGACAAUGUCACAGUGAAGUGUUGUGCUCGUGACGGCCCGGACUAGCGGCCUCGCCUCGCCUCAACUGUCUCAGCCCCAACCUUUGACAGCCACAUUCACAACAGUUGGGAACACGCGAGGCCGAUAACGCUCCCACCUAAAACGGGUGCAGUUUUAUUUAAAUGACAAAUGUAAUUAAUUAAGUCUAAUCCAAUGCAGAUUUUCAAUUUUUUACAAUGUUUAAGUUUGGUACCGAAGCCGUAUCUUUAUUUUAGCUCGCGGUGACGAGUUGUGUAAUUAAGACUUAGUAGAAUGCUGUUGAAUUUUGUCAUAAAAUGUACAAAUCUGUUUUCGGAAGUAAACGUAUUCUAAGUGAAACCCGCUCUGUAUUCUAGGUUUACCUACGAAUCCGAAAAAUGGUGAAAUUGUGAUAUUUUUCUAUGCAAUAGUCCUACCCGUUUGUAAUAAACAUGCCAAUAUGGCAGUACUAACGUACCUAGUGAAUAAGCAAAUUAUUCACAAAGCUCAAUUCUUCAUUUUCUUGUUGUUGAUGCGAGUUUGUGUGUACAUAUUUAGCGUAAGUGAAGCCUGUGAUUUUUUUGAUCAUAAUGUAACAUAGUGUGGUUGUUGCAUUCAGGUUAUUUACAUUUCAUUUCAGAAACUCCAUCCCACCUAUCCUUGUACUAUGUGAUGUGAAUUUUGUACAACCACUUCCUCGUGCGACUCUUAAAUUUCCCUGGGCCGUGAGUGUUAUUGAUGAAUGAAUUUUAAUAGUUUGAAGAUCGUCCAGGAACUUUCGGGCUGUACAAGGAAAUGUUUGUCAAGCAGCUAGCGCAGCACUGACAAUAUUACAUGGGCAUUUGACCUAAUAUUAAUUAAUAGAAAAAUAUCACAAUUUUACCAUAAUCUCGCAUUCACGCGCCAUUCAACCGUUUUGGCCGACCGAUAAGUGGCGGCGGGCGCGUAGAUAGCGACAAUACAAAACCGGCCUGUAAUCUAUGUCCAUAAUUGUUAAUUAGGAUAGUCCUCAGUUCGGUAUUCCAGUGUUUCACGAUUCGAAAUAAGAGAUUCCUAGGUUAAAGUGAUUUAGUAUGUAGAAUGUACGUCAUUUUUUAUGAGAGGACGCUACGGGGCCGCCGGGGCGGGGAGGCGAUGCGCGUCAUCCCCCCUCCGCGCGGCGGCCGGCGUGGCCUCGUUCGAUUUGCCGCGCGGCGUGGGCCCCCUCCCCGCGCUGCUGCCGCCCGGCCCCUGUACUACGGCACGCCAACGCGAUCCCUCGUGUGGAAAAUUACCCGCGGCGAACGUACAUUGCCGUUUAGCUGCAACGCGCAGUUGAAACUGCGAUGUAUAUGCGCCCGGCGGCGCGACAAGCGUCCGGUCAUCUAGACGCCGCUAGUAACAGUGUUUUGAUACCUACUUCUCGCUCGUCGAAGCUGUUUUCACUCCGUUCAGUCUUUCGCGGGUGCCAGUGGCGGGACGAAACGCCUACGGUACGACCGUAUGUCGAACACCACAUUCCUGGCCCCCGUGAGCGACCGCGAGAUGAUUAGAAAAGCAUUUAGAGGAUGUUCCAUUGGCGAUCGUAAACCAAAGGGAAUGUACGAUUAGAUGAAAUUGAAAUGAAAUCAAUAAAAUUAACUUAUGAGUAAAUCCUAUCGUCCCGCCUUUUCAUUUUGUGGUAAGAAUGAGCUGACGCAUAUUGUGUACUAUGUACGACUUAUGUGAAUACCUUAGUACGAUUUUAUUUAUUUGUGAUGUUGAACACUAUUGAUUUUCUACAAUGGACGAAAUGUAAAUACAACCGAUUUUAAGUAAAACGUUAUUUUGUU
Molecule: messenger RNA, 2272 nt
Organism: Plodia interpunctella (Indianmeal moth)
Lineage: Eukaryota; Metazoa; Arthropoda; Insecta; Lepidoptera; Pyralidae
Gene: Bacc
Product: acidic leucine-rich nuclear phosphoprotein 32 family member B-like
Exons: 3
Coding region: 96-443 (115 amino acids)
Source: RefSeq, a predicted model, not a curated record